Canariomyces notabilis is the source of this 1210-nucleotide messenger RNA. RefSeq lists its product as uncharacterized. Lineage: Eukaryota; Fungi; Ascomycota; Sordariomycetes; Sordariales; Chaetomiaceae. The transcript is spliced from 2 exons. Gene Ontology annotation, molecular function: protein binding. The record is from RefSeq and is a predicted model, not a curated record. Bases 291 to 1052 code for a protein of 253 amino acids.
CUGCCAGCGGUGCUGUGGUAGGAGUUGCGCCUUAGCCAUGUACGGACUAUACCGUCCGGUUGUAAGUACGGGGAGCGAGCGAUAAGAUAACACCAACAGCUCCAGCAUCUUCUAACCCCACCCGUCUACCCCACGCAUUGGUCUGACGUCGAGACGAGGAACCGCUUCCUACUUUCAGCUCGGUUGAUCAUUCACCAAGUUAGGGAAACGGACCAAUUUAUCCUCGAACAUCAGCGCCUGCGGCAGCAACGACCAAUUUGAUCACGACAACAACCUUGGGCUUACCAACUAUGGCGACCGAACUGGCCUUCGCCAAGUCCUUCCUCUCCCUACUGGACUCCAAGCCCACAAAGAUAACCGCCGACCAUGUUGAAGACCCGCGUAACUAUCCCGCAAGCACACCCUACACCCUCCCCCGCCACGCGACCCUCAAGCCGCUCUCCAAACGCAAACCAACCACUACCACCGCCACCAAAUCCUCCUCAGCCGCUGCUACCCGGCCGUCAGGUAAUAAUAAUAACAAUGAGCGGAGCAUCACGGUAACAGUCCGCUCCCUGCGGACCUCGAGUAGUCACGCCUCCUCUCUGGAACUGACGCUUCCCGCCCCGCACGGUGCGCGGACGUCGGUGGCCGAGGUGAAGGAGGCGGUCGCGGCCGAGACGGGCCUGCCCGUGGACAAGAUCAAGCUGCUUUUUGCCAAGAAGCCCGUGGCAGACAGCAAGUUGCUCAAGGACAUUGUUCCGGGGCUGGGGGAACAGCAAGAGCAAGGGCAGGAGCAGGUGGAGUUCUCGGUCAUGAUCCUCGGCGGGGCGGUGCCAGUCCCCAAGAGCAGCGGCGGCAGUGGCCAGAGCAAGAGCACGGGUAUGAGCAAGCAGACGGCGGUGGAAGAGGAUGGGGCGGGGCCGGUCGCGCAGGGCUUAAGUGGGCUUCCGGUGCUUCAGACCGAGGAGUUUUGGGGGGAUUUGAAGGGGUUUUUGCAGCAGCGGGUGAGGGACGAGGGGGUUGCAGGAGAGGCGUGCGAGGUUUUCAGGGGUGCUUGGAAGGGCAGGUGAACUGAGGUGGUUUGAACGAUCUAUGAAAAUGAAGUGUGUGAGAGGGAUAUCAUCACUGCUCGAGCGGGAUAGCAUGUCAAUCCUGUCAACUUGCUACUAUUGCCAUGGUCCCUGUCGCUUCAACUCUAGAGACAAAAUUCCUCCUUCGCACCCGGGCU